AUGGACGCUUACCUCAAUGGUCUCAUGAAUGAUAAUGCCAAUCCUGACAACCUCUUUGACGAUGAAUAUUACCUGUUUGCUGGUGAAGGCCUAGAUGUUGAUGACAUGGAGCACAACGAAUUGGAAGACUCAAGCGGCGGUGCCCCUGUGGCGCGUCGCUCAGCGCACGUCGUGCCGCAGAGCUUCGAGCUGUCGUCGCUCCUUGCGGAGGGCAGCGGCGUCGGGGAGCUGUUGUCACCCUGGUCGUGCCUGUGA
Messenger RNA from Triticum turgidum subsp. durum (durum wheat), 255 nucleotides. Lineage: Eukaryota; Viridiplantae; Streptophyta; Magnoliopsida; Poales; Poaceae. The record is from the annotation of a GenBank genome assembly.